AUGGAGGAAAAUGUUUUCGGGGUAGAAUAUGGAACAAUACAUUUUGGAGCGCAGUUUCCUUCCGACCAGAUAACAGAUAAAAAGGAGAAAUUUCCAAGAAAAUUCUAUGAAUAUUUACUUCUAGUUUUCACUUUCCUUCAUGUGUUAUGUCUGCUUGAAGAGAAACAACGUUACAUGUUAAGCUUAGGCACCGCAAAAAUGUAUCACAGAGUAGUCACAAAACAUAUAAAAAAAUCUCUUUUAGCUUUAUGGCAUUACACGCUUAAACAAGACACGAAGAAAUAA
Clunio marinus is the source of this 285-nucleotide messenger RNA. NCBI's taxonomy places the organism in Eukaryota, Metazoa, Arthropoda, Insecta, Diptera, Chironomidae. The record is from the annotation of a GenBank genome assembly.